AUGUCGUAUCAACUUAAAGGAUAUGUAGAUUUCUGGUGGGAAGCGAAACAGAAAACGAUGAACGAGGAGCAGAUAGCAGCUCUUACUUGGGAGCAGUUUAAAGAAGCUCUUUACGAGAAAUACAUACCCCGAAGUUAUCGAAAGAAGAAAGAGAUGGAGUUUGUAAACUUGAAGCAAGGGAAUAAGACAGUAGCUGAGUAUGACCGACAGUUUUGCGAUUUGGCUCGAUAUGCUCCAUAUCAAGUGGAUACAGAUGAAAAGAUGUCAGAACUAUUUUGCUCCGGACUAAAACAAGAGAUACGAGUCGUUUUAGCGAGUCAGAGUGCGCUAACCUAUGUUGAGGCUUUGAACAGAGCGUUAGACAUGGAACUAGCAAUGCAGCAAGAGAGACCGAGUCAAACUUCGAUGCCACAAUCAAACCCGAAUUUUCAAACGGGAAAUCAGCCUUUUCCUGGACAAGGCCAAAAGGGUAAGAGAAAAUGGGACGACCGGAGCCAAGGUCGCAAGAAGCCGUGGCAGAGUCAGAAUGCGCCACCGCAAUAUCAUAACUGA
Molecule: messenger RNA, 552 nt
Organism: Salvia miltiorrhiza (redroot sage)
Lineage: Eukaryota; Viridiplantae; Streptophyta; Magnoliopsida; Lamiales; Lamiaceae
Exons: 1
Coding region: 1-552 (183 amino acids)
Source: RefSeq, a predicted model, not a curated record